AUGAACAUCAAGAACCUAAUCAUGGGAGAUCAACAUCAAUUAUCGAGGGUUUUCGACCUACCGAGCGGGAAGAACCGAAGAGUCAAAGCACAGCCUCGUGCUAAAAAUUAUAACCAAGUACAACCAAUAUCCUUAGGCCAACAACGGCAUAGUACUUCAAAUGGGGCUGGUGAAGUUAAAACAUCAAUGACAGAUAAAGAAAAGACAGAGCUUUUGCAACGAAUAAUAGAGGAUAGUGGACAAUCACACCCCUCAGGGAUGAGAGAGUUUAUUCUUGGGUGUUUUCAGCUUGCAGAACACAACAAUUUCGACCAAAGGUCAAAUGUGGUUUUGGUUCAACAACUCAAGGACCUGGUCGGUAAAGCAUAUGUGGAAAAAAAAGAAUAUGUCAAUGACUGGUGGUCACAGACCUUGCCUUGUCUGACAAAAAAUCACCUUGAGCUGCGGCUUGUCUGCGACAGAGUUAAUCCACCGCCAGUGGGUCAUCGGCCGCUUCCACCUCCGCCGCCACCACCUCCAGCAUCCCUCCCCGAAAAGACGCCUUUACCACCAAAGAUGAAGGGCAAAGUGUCUAAGCCGGUUCAGCCAAAGAAAGUUUUAUCGUCAACGUUAACAAAAAUGAAAGAUUCAAAAGAAGCCGAAAGAAGGAAAAAGCGUAUGGAAAGGUUUUCUGACACGUCUAAUAAUACUAAGAAGAACAGGAAUGAUUCCGAUGAAAAUUUUGCGAAUUUGAACGCAAUUUCCACUAAUUUCUACAAGUUUGACAAAAACAAGCCGGUAGUUGGCCGAUGCCAAACUCUUGAAAAGAAAUAUUUGAGGCUAACUUCCGAGCCCAAACCUGAUCUUGUACGACCUUUGAAUGUACUAAAAAAGGCCUUUGAACUAAUUAUGCGGAAGCACAAGAACAAAGAAGCGUCAUAUUCGUAUUUGUGUGACCAGUUCAAAUCUUUACGACAAGAUUUACGAAUUCAAAUUAUAGAGAAUCAAUUCACUCUUAAAGUUUAUCAAACACAUGCCAGACUUGCUUUGGAGAACAAUGAUAUUGGAGAGUUCAAUCAGUGCCAGAGCCGGCUUGGGCAGCUUUUUGAGCUUCCAAAUAUUACGAAAUCCAACUUGGAGGAAUUUGUUAAUUACCGGAUUCUUUAUUAUCUCAUGAUGAACAACCACAAUUCUGUCAACGAGCUAAAACUAAAAUACUUAGCCGCUGAAAAUCUUGCUGUGUACAGGCACCCGGUAGUGCGACACGCUCUCGAAAUGGCCAGGUCACUCUUGGUGGGUGAUUACCACAGCUUCUUCAAGCUUUAUUCAAUGACGUCUGGGCCUUCGAAGUGUCUGGUAAACACCUUCAUAAAUCGCGAAAGGCUUCGAGCUCUCGACACAAUUUCAAAAAGCUAUAACCAGGUCCCCCUGUCUUUCUUAUUCCCAGAGUUCCAGCUUGGGAACUGUGAGACGGGUUUGAGUUUUCUAAGCCAGCUCGGUCUUGAAGAACACAUCAUAAUCAAAAACAAGGGUCAGCACGAUGAGUAUGCCCUCCUUAAUACCAAGAGUUGUAGAUUUUCCAUCAUACAGCAGUACGAAAAGGCAAAAAGAGUCGAUAUAAAGGGCCAAAUAUAG
Messenger RNA from Lachancea nothofagi CBS 11611, 1614 nucleotides. Lineage: Eukaryota; Fungi; Ascomycota; Saccharomycetes; Saccharomycetales; Saccharomycetaceae. The record is from the annotation of a GenBank genome assembly.